AUGAAAAGGACGGGAGUUGGACGGUUGACGGAAUUCAUGAGGAAGGCAACGCGAGCAGUUGUUGUGUACGAGGGUAGCCGCGAGGAGAUGAGCGAAACGAAGCGUUAUGCGUCAGUGGCAAAGGAUGUGGGUAGUGAUGGGACGACGUACCUUUCGCAUACUGUCGACGAUACACGACCUGAGAAUGUGAGGCAGAACGAGAAGGUGGCCUCGGUCAACUCCACCAUGCCAUCCGCUCCCUCUACUCCGACACACGCUGCAAAUGCUCCGACGACGUUUCCUGAAGAACAUAUCCUUGUUUGA
Molecule: messenger RNA, 303 nt
Organism: Stereum hirsutum FP-91666 SS1
Lineage: Eukaryota; Fungi; Basidiomycota; Agaricomycetes; Russulales; Stereaceae
Exons: 2
Coding region: 1-303 (100 amino acids)
Source: RefSeq, a predicted model, not a curated record